Messenger RNA from Rhodotorula graminis WP1, 1480 nucleotides. Its product is annotated as glycosyltransferase family 64 protein. The transcript is spliced from 3 exons. Lineage: Eukaryota; Fungi; Basidiomycota; Microbotryomycetes; Sporidiobolales; Sporidiobolaceae. The record is from RefSeq and is a predicted model, not a curated record. Gene Ontology annotation, cellular component: membrane. Gene Ontology annotation, molecular function: glycosyltransferase activity. Bases 175 to 1242 code for a protein of 355 amino acids.
GUCGGGAGGAAGGGAGGGGGGCUGGGGAGGAAAGGGCGGCGGGACAAGGUGGGUCGAGAGAAGGCUCGAAUGCAGCUGGUGCGACUGUCCAACGCGCUGAGCCAGCAGGCGGCGGACGAGGUGAUGCGGGGGAGGAGGAGAGGGAGAUGAAGACAGAGCUGCUCUGCGUCCGCCAUGGCCAGGGUACGGGUGCAUCGCCUGGCCGGCGUGCUCCUCGUCCUAGCACUCGUGCUCGCCGUCAGCUUGGCCCUGCACCGCUCGUCGUUGUCCUCGUCGUCGCCUCCUCUCGAGCCCGGCUGCACCCUCGUCGUCAACGUCUUCUCGCGCCCGACCACGGUCGCCGAGUCGGUGCGGCACUAUGCCCAGACGACGAGCAUCACGGCCAUCGUCCUCCUGUGGGCCGGCCCGGCACAGGCCAACGAGACGGACCUCGUCGCGGCCGCAGGCGGCACUCGGCUCUCGCUCGUCGUACCGCCGUCCACGUCGCUCAACUGGCGCUUCUAUCCCUGGCCCGAGAUCCGCACCGACUGCGUCAUCUCGAUGGACGACGACUGGCGCAUGCCGCACGACCACAUUAACCGCGUCUCGCAAGUGUGGCACGCCGGGUACCGAGACCGCUGGGUCGGGUUCGAGCACAUGGGCCGCAACCACGUCGAGCGCGACCUCGCCGACGACGGCUCGGCACCCCAGCCCGUGUACGCGCCGACGUUCUGGUCCCAGUACACGGCCAAGCCAGCCGUCAUGCCCCCGUCCAAGUUCCACUCGAUCAUGCUCCCGUCCGGCGCCGCCCUGUCGCGCAAGUUCUUCGACGCGUACCACGCGCCGCAGUGGGCCGCCGCGCGCCGUGUCGUCGACGAGCUCACCAACUGCGAGGACCUCCUCAUGAACUACGUCGUCGCGAACCUGACGGGGCCUCGAGCCGGGCCGGCGUUCGUCCGCGCGUGGCACAAGCCGUUCCAGGUCGACGGCCUGUGGUUCCGGCCCAAGCACCUCGGGACGCGCUCAGAGUGCCUGCAGCGCUUCGCGGGCCUGACCGACACGCGUCUCGUCUACUCGGACGCGUACGUGCCGCUCGACGACGCCGAGGUCGGCGUGCCGCCGCCCGACGCCUACUCGUACUCGACCGAGAUCCCGUUCGACUUGCCGUGCGCCCGGCCCUUGUUUGACCGAGAAGGCAUCUGCGAGCUCGUCGACAGCGACGCUGGGUGGCGCAUGAUCGGUCAGCCGUGGAUCGGACGGUGACGGGCGGCGUCGUCCGCGUCGUCGACGACCUAGAUCAGCGUUCAGCCUUACGCACCUUUUGAGCGUACUCGCCUCGCAUCGACCGUCGAACGCACCCACUCCCUCAUCGUCGUCGGCGUCGUUCUCUGUCCCCUUCACUCGCGCAUCUAGAUCCGUCUCUCAUACUCUCUCCUCACCCUGUUGCAACCCUGUACUCAUUCUCUCCCUCGCACCGCAAUGAAACCCUGUCUCGCUGCUC